AUGAUAAUUUUAUUUUAAUUGAUACCAACAUUCUUAUCCUUUCAAUACAAGGGUAUAAUUAAUCAAGAUCUUAACCAUAUCAAAAAUGAAUUGAUAAAUGGUUCAUUACCUUAAGGUAGAUUAGCAAUUAAAGAUGUUGAAAAUUUAUUUGAAGAACUUGAAAACACUACUAAUCUUGUUCACUCUUAAUAAAUAGGAGAAUCUUAUCUUAAUAAAACUAUAUAUUCUUAUACAUUAUGCUCUAAUUUUACUAAAGAUAAACCAAUGAUGCUUAUAACUAGUUUACAUCAUUCUAGAGAAGUAGCUAGUUUGUAAAUGAAUAUAUAUUUAUUUCUCUAUAUUUUAUGGGAAGUAAAACAUUAAAAGAAUCCAUAUUAUAUUAAUAUGAUUACUCAUAAUUGUAUUAUGUAUAUAUUUUUUAUUAAAUAAAGGAUUGUCCCAUUUGUUAAUAUAGAUGGAUAUAAUGAAAUUGAGUAUGAAUUUAAUAAACAUUAUUUUUAACCAUUAACAAGGAAAAAUCUUAAUAGAACAAUUAUUUGUAAUCAAUUAGAUGAAUUAGCAGGAAUUGAUUUAAAUAGAAACUAUGGAUAUCAUUUUGGUCAUGAUAAUAUUGGUAGUUCUAAUGAUCCUUGUGAUGAAACCUAUAGAGGAAGUGCUGCAUUUUCAGAGAAAGAAACAUAAGCUAUUAAAUAUGUUGUUGAAAAUUAUAAUAUUAAAAUGGCUAUGAAUCUACAUUGUUUUGGAAAUUUAUGGGUUUUACCUUAUAGUUAUGAUAAUGAGGAUCUUGAUAAAGAUGGAGUUCCAUAUCUUAUUUAUGAAGACUUUAAGUAAAAUGGUUAAUUUUAAGGUAAUUAUAAAAUAGGUCAUGCUAUUGAAUUAGUCUAAUAUACUGCAAAUGGAGAAGCUGCUGAUUGGAUGCUAUCCUAAGGUAUUUAUAUUUCAAUUUUAAAAGGUAUUAUUGCUAUAAGUCCAGAAUUAGGAGAAUAAACUUACUCUAAUUUUUUUUAAAACUUUUAUCCAGAUCAAGAAUAAACACUUAAAUUAUUAAAUACUGAAUUUCCUCCUUUAAUACAUUUUAUUAAUUACUUACCAUUUCAACCACUUAUUAUAAAAUUAUAUUAAUAUAAUUUGGAUGAUAAUGAGAAAUUUAACAAAGUAUUAUCUCCAAAAUAAUAUAUUGUUGAAAUUUUAUGCAUUAAUCAUGGUGUAUCUAAUGGUUCUAAUUAAUAUUUCGUUGUUUCUAAUAAUGUUUAACUUAUUGAAGCAUAUUACAUAGAUAUUAAAUAUGAUCAAAUAUUCAAUAGAGAUCAAAUUGAUACUAGUAAAUUAAAUAUCCUAUAAAUUAAUAAUAAUACCUUUUCUACUAAUAAAUUCAAACCUAGAAGUUAAAUAAUUUAUUUUUUAAUUUAUUAGGAAUCUAAUCUUGGAGGCGAGGUUAAAUUCUAUUUUGAUCUUUAUGGAGAAAAUCAUUAAAAUAGUAAUUAUAUUAAUAAAUUAUAGCCUUUAUAUUAAAAAAUCAUUAAGAAGAAUAGAAAUAAUUAAAAGAUAUCUAAUAUCACAAACUUUAUAAUUUAUUAUAUAUAGGUGUGUUAAUAAUCUUAAUUAUUACAAUAUCUAUUUUAUUUUAGUUUUUUACUAAGAAAAUAAGUAAUAAGAAGUAAUAGCAUAUCAUAGAAUUAAUUGAAUAAAAACCAGAAUAAAUUGAAUUAAAUGUAUAUAUAUGA
Molecule: messenger RNA, 1724 nt
Organism: Paramecium pentaurelia
Lineage: Eukaryota; Ciliophora; Oligohymenophorea; Peniculida; Parameciidae
Source: the annotation of a GenBank genome assembly